AGUGACAGGUGGAGGUGACAGACUGACAGUCAGUUGACAGAUAAGUGACAAGCCAACUUCGUGAAGUCUCUGGAAAUUCUAACCUAUUUUCGUACUUUUAAAACGUAUUAUUUUAAUAGUUAUCGGUCUAAAAACCAGAAUAAGUGUUAAAAUAUGCACAGUGCCAGUUUAUUGCUAAGGAAAACCGUUCUCCUUCAUCCAAACUUGAAAUCUCCGAGUGCACGUAUUGCCCGAAAUGUAGCGAAAGUUGCAUCACAAAACAAACCGGUGAAGAGGAAAGUUUUGAGUUACGGGUACAAUGUUUACGGGUCGAGGAAUGAGAGGAUCUGUGGGUAUGGUGCUGGGUACCUAUCGUCGGCGCGACAGAUGACCGGGGCCAGAGCGUACUCCACCGCUAACAAGAGUGACCCCCCGGAAGAAGAUCCUGAGGCUGCGGAUGAGACGCCAUUGUUCUCCAGCCAGCUUCCGGCGACGGUGGCGGUGCCGGAAGUGUGGCCGCAAGUUCCGGUCAUAGCCAUCAACAGAAAUCCCGUGUUCCCUAGGUUUAUCAAAUUGAUUGAGAUCAGCAACCCAGCUUUAAUAGACUUAAUAAGACGCAAAGUGAAGCUCAACCAACCUUAUGUGGGCAUAUUCCUGCGCAAGACAGAAGAUGACACCAAGUCGGACACAGUGUCGUCACUGGACGAGCUCCAUGACGUGGGCGUGUUUGCGCAGAUCCACGAGAUGCAGGACAUGGAGUUCAAGAUGCGCCUCGUGGUGAUGGCACACCGCCGGAUCAAGAUCACCGGACAGUUCAUUGAGGAGGAGAUCGAGACUGGACCUGCUGAAAUGAAGUUGACAUUCCCCACUUUUAAUGUUGAGCUUGACGUUACCCCUGAAGAGUCAGACGCCGAGCGACGCAGGAGGAAGCACCGCAACAACAAACGCAAAGAGAAACCCGUAGAGGCCAAAGAAGAGGUUGAGACUCCAGAGACCACCACAGAAAAGGCUAAGGACACAACAGAAAAGAAGCUACCAUCAGACCAAGUUAUGAUGGUCAAAGUGGAAAACUUACACCAUGAUCAAUUCAAACAGACCGAGGAAGUUAAAGCAUUGACACAAGAAACUAUUAAGACUAUCAGGGAUAUUAUUAACUUGAAUCCUUUGUACAGGGAAUCCCUACACCAGAUGCUAGCCCAGGGACAGCGAGUGGUGGACAACCCGGUGUACCUGAGCGACCUCGGCGCCGCGCUCACCGGCUCCGAGCCGAGGGAACUGCAGGCCGUGCUCGAGGAGAUGGACAUACCUAAAAGACUGAUGCUAUCUCUUUCCCUGCUGAAGAAAGAGUUGGAACUAUCAAAGCUACAACAGAAGAUUGGUAAAGAAGUGGAGGAGAAAGUUAAACAACAACACAGGAAGUACAUCCUGCACGAACAACUUAAGGUGAUAAAGAAAGAGCUAGGCAUAGAAAAAGACGACAAACAGGCCAUAGAGGAGAAGUUCCGGGCGAGGCUCGCAGGCAAGACAGUCCCCGCCGCCGUGCAGACUGUUAUAGACGAGGAGCUGCACAAGAUGCACUUCCUGGAGAGCCACAGCUCCGAGUUCAACGUGACCCGUUGCUACCUCGACUGGCUGACCAUGCUGCCGUGGGGCGUGACGUCGACCGAGAACCUCAAGCUACAAGACGCUCAGGUCAUACUGGACGAGGAUCAUUAUGGCAUGGAGGAUAUCAAGAAGAGGAUACUGGAGUUCAUAGCAGUGUCGCAGCUGAAGGGAACCACGCAGGGCAAGAUCCUGUGCUUCCACGGCCCGCCCGGAGUCGGCAAAACCAGUAUUGCUCGCUCAAUCGCGCGCGCCCUAAACCGCGAGUACUUCCGCUUCUCCGUCGGCGGCAUGACGGACGUGGCGGAGAUCAAGGGGCACCGGCGCACGUACGUGGGCGCCAUGCCCGGCAAGCCGCUGCAGUGCCUCAAGAAGACGCAGACGGAGAAUCCAUUGGUGUUGAUUGAUGAAGUGGAUAAAAUUGGAAAAGGCGUCCACGGCGACCCGUCCUCGGCCCUUCUAGAACUACUAGACCCGGAACAGAACGCCAACUUCCUCGACCACUACCUCGACGUGUCGGUGGACCUGUCGCGCGUUUUGUUCAUCUGCACGGCCAACGUGGUCGACCAGAUCCCGGACCCGCUGCGCGACCGCAUGGAGCUCAUACACAUGUCCGGCUACGUAGCAGAAGAGAAACUGGCCAUCGCCCAACAGUACCUGGUCCCGACAGCUCGCAAGAACUGCGGGCUGAGUGAGGAACAACUAGUGCUGAGCGCCGACGCGCUGCAGACAUUGAUCAAGAGUUAUUGUAGGGAGAGCGGCGUCAGGAACCUGCAGAAACAUGUCGAGAAGAUAGCGCGCAAGGUGGCCUACAAGAUCGUGAAGGAAGAAGCGCCCACGCUGGAGGUGACCAGUUCGAACCUGAGCUCGCUGGUCGGGAAGCCCACGUUCAUUAAUGACCGCAUGUAUGAUGUGACCCCGCCCGGGGUCGUUAUGGGACUCGCUUGGACUGCUAUGGGCGGUAGCACGCUCUACAUCGAGACGGCGAUACGGAACGCCACCGUCGACGACAAGGCUCCCCUCGGCUCGCUCGAGAUCACCGGCAACCUGGGCGACGUCAUGAAGGAGUCGGCCCGUAUCGCCCUGACGGUGGCGAGGAAUUAUAUGAGGAAGAUAGAUAAGGAUAACACGUUUUUGAAUACGAGCCACAUCCACCUCCACGUCCCUGAAGGAGCGACUCCCAAGGACGGUCCGUCGGCCGGCGCCGCCAUCACCACGGCUUUAUUGUCACUAGCGACCGGCCGCGGCGCGCGCCCCCUCGCCAUGACGGGAGAGAUAUCGCUGAUCGGCACCGUGCUGCCUGUGGGAGGGAUCAAGGAGAAGGUCAUCGCCGCCAAACGCGUCGGCAUCACCACAAUCAUCCUGCCCGAGGAAAACCGGCGUGACUUCGACGAGCUCCCCGAGUUCAUCCGACAGGACCUGACUGUCCACUUCGUCAAGACUUACGACGACGUGUACCGAGUCGUGUUCGAGGACGGGGAGCAGGUGUAGCAUUUGAGAUGUUAUUAUUUGUAUUUUGCUCUGUUCGCGUUGAGGGGACGGCUGCUGGAUGAGAAACGUUAUAAAAGCAUCAAAACUUAAACUGGAUACGACGUCGCGUCGUGCGACUCUUUCACUCUCUCCCAUUGAUCACCAUGGGAAGGAGACGUUUUCACGACGCGACGUCGUAUCGUGUUUAUGUGCCCCAAGCCGCGCAGAUACUUAAAGGGGUUUUGGAAAUGUCUGAUUUUAAAUAAGUGGGAUUUGAAAGCAAUACGCUAGAUAAUAUGGGCCUGAUUUUUUAUUUCCCAGCUUAUAACACUGUAUGCUGAGUGUAAGUUUGGAUAAUUUGCAUAAAAUUGAAUUUAUUGCCAUUUUCUUUUGCGUAAAUUAUGAAACUUAUACGAGGCAUUAUGGAUGAGAUAAGGCAUUUUCAUUUCUCCGACUUACCCAAAGCUUAACUGCUUUGAAAUUCAGUAUCUUUGUAAAUUUUGAAUUACAUAUUUUACAUACCGUCACAUUAUGCCAAAGCAUAGCUGCAGAUUUUACACACGACUAUUCUGCUCAGUCGGAUCGGUCUUUUGAGAAACUGGUAGCUUAUAGAAUUUACUUCUAAAAUUAACGUAAUAGUUCGUAAAAAUAGAGGAAGAAGAUUUUUGUUAUGUGAAGCUAAAUUAUUCCCCUCUGCUGACCGAUCCUAAUCACUGGAAUAUUUUUAUUUAUUUAUAAGUAUGUACUUAUGUAUGUUUACGGCAUCACAGUAUAAAGUGUGUCGUUUAUUUUAGCCUAGGAUAAAUAUAAUAGUUAUGUAUCAUAUGUGAGAACAUGUAGCAUAAAACGAUACACUGCCUUACAGGAAGUAUAUGUAUAUUGUAGAAAUAAUAGAGGUAGUUUUAUGUAGUGUAGAGUUGUGAAUCUUGUUGAAUGUUUGUUGUAUGUAUGUACGUAAGUAUAA
Plutella xylostella (diamondback moth) is the source of this 4015-nucleotide messenger RNA. RefSeq names its product lon protease homolog, mitochondrial (gene Lon). NCBI's taxonomy places the organism in Eukaryota, Metazoa, Arthropoda, Insecta, Lepidoptera, Plutellidae. Gene Ontology annotation, biological process: chaperone-mediated protein complex assembly; protein catabolic process; protein quality control for misfolded or incompletely synthesized proteins. The record is from RefSeq and is a predicted model, not a curated record. Gene Ontology annotation, cellular component: mitochondrial matrix. Gene Ontology annotation, molecular function: ATP binding; single-stranded DNA binding; ATP hydrolysis activity.